CUGCUUUACAGCGUCUGUCCCAAACUGGUCAAAGAUCUGUGAUACUCCCACUCUGCAGCAGCAGUAGGAACAGCACUCAAAGGGCCCAACAGGACUGCAGCCUGACGCCUGGCUGGAUCCUGUGCUGUCCCACUGAUGCUGUGGAAAAGACAGAAGGAAGAUACCUAAAGAGGAGGGGGAGUAGAGAACACUGGUGAAGGAGGGGCAGGCCAGAAGGAUCAACAUUCUUCAUUUAUUUACCAUGAAAAUGGUGGAAAUGCCCAACAAGUUUAACUACCAGUUUAUCUUAGUGUUCCAGCUAUGUUUGUUACACCUGGCUCAUGGUGGAGCGUAUUAUGGACAGAAACAACCACCUCAACAGCACCAGCCUUUACCACAGUAUAAUGAUGGGUUUCCUCAGCAACAAUUUCUGGGAAACGAGAUGCCGCACUCACCUUACGGCAAAGAAGGACCAUUGCUGCCUCAGUAUGGAAAAGAGUUUCCUCAACUCCCUUUGCAAGUGGUCAAGCAGAGACCACUAACAGAUGGAAAAGGGCAAACUUUUCCCAGAGGAGCUAAAGGUCCGCCUCUACUUGUUCCUGGUGGAGAGGGUGUAAGAGAAGGCCCACAAGGAAUUCAGGGUCCCCCAGGGCCAUCAGGGCCACCAGGACCACAAGGCCCACCUGGGCUUCCAGGGCAGGGAAUGCCGGGUCCACAAGGAAAACCAGGCCCUCCUGGUCCUCAGGGCUACAAAGGAAAUGGAAAACCAGGAAUGCCAGGAAUGCCAGGAAAACCAGGAGGACCAGGAAUACCAGGACCAAAAGGUGACCUUGGUCCAAGUGGUGGAGAAGGGCCGACUGGACAACCAGGGCUUCCAGGGCUCCCAGGUCCAGUAGGACUCCCUGGGAUUUCAAAGCUAGGAGGUCAAGGGCUGCCAGGAUUGCUAGGCCCACCAGGAGAGGCUGGUUAUCAAGGUCUACCUGGCAUUCGUGGGCCUCCAGGCCCAAUGGGAGAGAAAGGACUUGGUCUACCCGGUUUUCCAGGUUUAAAAGGACCCGGAGGACCACCAGGUCCACCUGGACAAGCAGGCCUCCCUGGUGUCAGUAAACCUGGUCUUAAUGGUCUGCCUGGACAACCAGGGAUACCAGGAAAACUAGGUCCUCCUGGGGAACCAGGGUUAGUAGGGCCACCUGGUGAAAGAGGCACACCAGGACAACCAGGCUUACCAGGAAUUGGAAAACCAGGGAAAGAUGGUUUCAGAGGACAACCAGGGCUCUCUGGAGGGAAAGGGGAACCAGGACCACCUGGUUUAACUGGGCCUCCAGGGUUGCCAGGUUAUGGCAACCCAGGAUUUCCGGGACACAAGGGUCAUAAGGGAUAUGCUGGUGUGCCGGGACCACCAGGUCCAAAAGGUGAUAAAGGUCAUGCAGGUCUUCCAGGUGUUGUUGGUCCCUCUGGUAUAAGUGGAAUGCCAGGCCCACCAGGUCCAAUUGGGCCUCCUGGUAGCCUUGGCUUCCCAGGACUGAAAGGAGAGGAUGGUGCUGGAGGCCAAAAAGGAAAUCCAGGAUUAAAGGGUCAAAUAGGGCCUCCAGGUCUACCAGGACAGCCUGGUAGGUCAGGAGAGGGUGGACAACCUGGACCACGAGGUUUACAAGGGCCCAUUGGCCCCAAAGGAGAAGCUGGUAUUAGAGGUUUACCUGGUUCCCCUGGUGCUGCAGGACUACAAGGACCAAGAGGAGAGGGAGGAGAAUCUGGAGCUAAAGGCCAACAGGGACCACAGGGUAUUCCUGGACUUACAGGACCAGGUGGACCCAUUGGACCUCCUGGGAUUCCAGGGCAAAAGGGCAACACAGGGCCACCCGGUAACCCUGGUUAUCCUGGUGAGGGAAAUCCUGGACCCUCUGGCCAAAUUGGUCCUCAAGGUAGUCCUGGUCCCAGCGGCCCUCCUGGACUUCCAGGGCUACCAGGACAACCUGGGCCACCUGGUCCUCCUGGACUGCCUGCUGUAUCUCCUGACCUUGUACAAAUCCUCCCACACAGUGGCCCUUACAAUGGCCAAAAUUACAAGAAACCAGUAAACAGAGGUGAGAUUAGUGGAACAGGCCUGGAGAUGCCUGCAUUUGCAGCAAAGCUCACAAAUCCAUUCCCUCUCGUCGGUUCUCCCAUCAUCUUUGAUAAACUCCUGUACAACAGCAAUCAAGACUACAACCUCCAAAAUGGUAUUUUCACCUGCAGCAUACCAGGGAUCUACUAUUUUGCCUACCAUGUCCACUGCAAAGGAGGUAAUGUUUGGGUAGCACUGAUGAAGAAUAACGAGCCAGUAAUGUACACUUAUGAUGAGGUCAAAAAGGGCUUGUUGGAUCAGGCUUCAGGGAGUGCUGUACUCCCGUUACGGAAAGGAGACUCUGUGCAUCUACAGCUACCAUCAGACCAGGCAGCAGGACUUUAUGCUGGUCAGUAUGUCCACUCCACAUUUUCUGGAUACUUAUUGUACUCAAUGUAAUAACUUUUAAAUAUUGAUAAUAAUGACACAUUGAUGGUAAAUUUACCAUAAAGACUGUAAAACUACUUCAGACUCAAGACAUAAUUAAGGCAAAGUAAAGUUUACAAUAAGUGAUAGCACAAUAACCAUUCUACUUUGCACCAACAUUCUUACAUCUGUUACAAGCUUUAUGUAGGAAGCAUAUAUUCUUGUACUGGCUCUCAGUUAGAAAAAGUAAAUGCCAAAAAGCAUUCCAACUAUCAAAUAUCAUUUUAACAUGUUUACAUUGUACAUAUAUUGUAUUCAUUCUCAACAAUGUAUCAGUGUUCAUGAUAAGGUAGUAAUAGCAGCUGGAAACUUAAUGGUGCAGACCUUCAUUUACAAGGCCAGGUUAGCUUUCUUAGCUAUCUUUCUGUUAUUAACUUUAUUCUGGGCACAUAAACCCAUUAUCAGACUGAUUAAGCAAUGCAUUUACUUACAAUUAUAACAUUAUGUAUUUGCAGUCAUUGUGUGUUUUUUUAGGUUUGUUUUUUUUGCAUCACUUGGAGCAUUCAGCAUUUUAGUAUAACAAAAUCUACAGUUUCUGGCCUGAUCAUCCGUAAAAUAAUUAUUAAGUGAAUAUUAUAUAUAAUUAAAAACCACAUGAUCCUCCACAACAGAACAAAAAAAACAUUUGAAAACAAAAAUACUUUCAAGUGAUCUAUCUUUACAUUUUUGCUCUUUAACACCUUGGUGUCAUAAAUUUGUUUGUAUUGAAUAUGAAUUAUUUUGAAAGCGUUUGUCAUUGUUCUCUGUAAUUUAUUUUUUCGACUACUGAUUACUUAGAUUUGUGUUUUGUUUUUUUAACAGUGAAUCAUUGAAAAAUACCAACACAACAUAGACAGUCUGUGACAAAAAAACAUUCAAAGAUAUGUCCAUGAACGUACACUUAGCAGCAAAAAUAUGUCUUUUUUUUGUGUGCCUUGCUUAAACUGUGGGUGUGUCAUUUAGAAAUUAAAUUUUGAAAUGUUUCCUUUUUUUCUCAGACAAUGGCGCGGAUAAUUAAAUAGAAACUGUGCCCAAAGUAUGUGAAUUUAUUUUCUUUUUUUUAUUAUUAUUUUUUAAUUUGAU
Melanotaenia boesemani (Boeseman's rainbowfish) is the source of this 3571-nucleotide messenger RNA. Its product is annotated as collagen alpha-1(VIII) chain-like. The coding region runs from base 242 to 2482 and encodes 746 amino acids. The record is from RefSeq and is a predicted model, not a curated record. The transcript is spliced from 4 exons. Gene Ontology annotation, molecular function: protein binding. Lineage: Eukaryota; Metazoa; Chordata; Actinopteri; Atheriniformes; Melanotaeniidae.